AAAGAAGCUCAGGCGGUGAAAGAGACUGAUGCAACGGCAAAAUUAAUUCCGUCUGUUCGGAUUUUUCCUUCAUACCGAGUGGCGAGUCUUGUCAAUUUUUGCACUAGUUCUAUUUUUUUGCCUUAAGAGGAUGUAUGGAAAGAUGUGCGCGCCUGGCAGAUGGGGCUGUUUGCGGAUGUAUUUGCUCUUCGUGUUGCUGGAGUGUUACUGGGAAGUCGUGAUCGGCCAGCUCUCUUACUCGGUGGCGGAGGAGGUGAACGUGGGGACCGUUGUCGGAAAUAUUGCCAAGGACUUGAGCCUGAACGUUCACGAUUUGGAAUCCCGUAUGUUUCAAAUUCUUGUGGGAGCUAAGAGGAAAUAUUUCGAGGUAAAUUUAAAGACUGGCGUCCUCUAUGUGAAUGAGAGAAUAGAUCGAGAGGAACUGUGCGGAGAUGAAGACAAAUGUUCACUUAGCGUAGAAGCCGUCAUUAAUAAUCCGUUAAAAUUACAUCGCAUUGAAAUAAUAAUAUUAGAUGUAAAUGACAAUUAUCCAACAUUCUUAAGCAAAUCACAGGUAUUAAAUAUUACAGAAAACACAGAACUGACCACAAAGUUUCCCCUGCGCGCUGCUCAUGACGCAGACGUUGGUAAAAAUACAAUAAAUUCAUACAAACUCAGUCCAAAUGAACAUUUCUCUCUUGAGAUACAGAAAGGAAGAAGUGUAACACCAGAUUUAGUGCUUCAGAAGCUUUUGGACCGAGAAAAACAGGCCGUCAUCACGCUCACGUUGACUGCUAUUGAUGGAGGAACACCACCAAAAUCAGGCACAAUGACUAUUGUUGUGAAUGUACUGGACAUCAAUGAUAAUGCCCCUGUAUUCAGUCAAAGUCUCUACAAAGCUAGUGUACGUGAAAACAUUGAAAUCGGUACUUCAAUAAUAACGUUAAAUGCUACUGAUUUAGAUACAGGAGAAAAUGGACACGUGUUUUAUUUUUUUAGUGAAGUAGAUCGAGAAAACCAAAAUGCUUUGUUUGCAAUAGAUAAAACAAGUGGGACUGUUACCAACAUAAAGAAUUUAAAUUUUGAAGAGAGGAGCAAUUUUGAGAUAAGAGUACAAGCCAGUGAUGGGGCUGUUUUUCCUAAAACAUCACAUGCCAAAUUAUUGAUUGAGGUUUUGGAUGUCAAUGACAAUGCCCCUGAAAUUUCAGUUACAUCCUUGUUGCACACAGUGAAAGAAGAUGCGACAAUUGGCACUGCUGUUGCUCUUGUUUCAGUCCUAGAUAAAGAUGGAGGGAAAAAUGGUCAUGUGCAAAGUAAAAUUACUAAUGAUGUGCCAUUCAAACUUGAAUCAAAUUAUAAGAAUUAUUAUUCUUUGGUUGUUGGUGGUCCUCUUGACAGAGAAAAAGUAUCUGCUUACAAUGUCAGCAUUCUUGCGAUAGAUGAAGGUUCUCCACCUCUGUCCAGCACAAGUGUUGUUUAUGUUCAGAUCUCAGAUGUUAAUGACAACGCACCUCACUUCUCAGAGCCUCUCAUUAAUGUUUACAUUAGAGAAAAUAGUUCACCAGGGGCAGUAAUACAUAAAGUGACUGCAUUGGACGAUGACGUUGAUCAAAAUGGUCAUGUGACUUUCUCAUUUUUGCCCAGUACGACUCACUCUGUGCCAGUAACUACAAUGAUAAAUAUCAACUCAGAGACUGGAGAAAUUGUCAGUCUGCAGUCUUUUGACUAUGAAAAGAUAAAGACAUUUCAGUUCAAGGUUCAGGCCACAGACUCUGGUGUUCCUCCACUUAGCAGCAAUGUGACUGUCAACAUUUUUAUCCUGGAUGAGAAUGACAACAGUCCCACCAUUUUGGCUCCCUAUUCUGAGCACGGCUCUGUCAACAGCGAGAGCAUCCCCUAUUCUGCUGAGGCAGGAUACUUUGUGGCCAAGAUCAGGGCAGUGGAUGCAGACUCUGGCUACAACGCGUUGCUCUCUUAUCACCUGUCUGAGCCCAAAGGCAACAAUAACCUCUUCCGGAUCGGAACCAGCACCGGGGAGAUUCGCACCAAGAGGCGAAUGAGUGACAAUGACCUGAAAAGUCACCCCUUGGUGGUGUCUGUGUGUGAUAACGGAGAAGCCUCCCUGUCAGCGACUGUGUCUCUUGACGUGGUGGUGCUUGAAAGCACAGCUGACAUCCACCACACUCAGUUCAGACACGUGCCCAUCAAGGAGGAGAGCUUCUCUGACUUGCACUUGUACCUGCUCAUCGCCAUCGUGGCCGUGUCGCUGAUCUUCCUGCUCAGUCUGGUCACUUUAGUGGUCUUCAAAUGCCACAGACAGACGGAGGGACAUUUCGACAGGUACGGCGCCCCGAUGAUCACCACCCACCCUGACGGGAGCUGGUCUUACUCCAAAGCGACUCAGCAGUACGACGUGUGCUUCAGCUCAGACACACUCAAGAGUGACAUGGUGGUUUUUCCCACGCCUUUUCCGCCUGUAGAGGCAGAACUGAUCAGUAUUAAUGGAGGAGACACCUUUACCAGGACUCAGACUUUACCUAACAGUGAGAAGGUAGGCUGA
Messenger RNA from Syngnathus typhle (broad-nosed pipefish), 2539 nucleotides. Its product is annotated as protocadherin alpha-7-like. NCBI's taxonomy places the organism in Eukaryota, Metazoa, Chordata, Actinopteri, Syngnathiformes, Syngnathidae. The transcript has a single exon. Gene Ontology annotation, biological process: homophilic cell-cell adhesion. The record is from RefSeq and is a predicted model, not a curated record. The coding region runs from base 131 to 2539 and encodes 802 amino acids. Gene Ontology annotation, molecular function: calcium ion binding. Gene Ontology annotation, cellular component: plasma membrane.